AUGGUUAAUGAAAAAUUAAGAAUGCGUAAGCAACUUGGUCUACUAGAAGGGGUGGCGCUUAUACUUGGAAUUAUAUUCGGAAGCGGUGUUUUUAUUUCGCCUAAAGCAGUUUUGGAAAUGACAGGGUCUAUAUGGGGGUCGUUGACCGUAUGGGUUGCUUGUGGAGUGUUAUCCACUUUCGGUGCUUUGUGUUAUGCUGAGUUAGGCACAGCUCUUGUUCAAAGCGGCGGUGAUUAUCAUUAUAUCACUGAGGCAUACGGUCAGCUACCGGCUUUCUUAUAUCUCUGGGACGCUAUUUUAAUAUUCGUACCGACUUCGAAUGCAAUCAUGGCUUUAACAUUUGCCAACAAUGUUCUCCAGCCUAUUUUCAGUGGUUGUUUCAUAAAUCCUGUUUGUAGAAAACUCAUUGCCGCCUCGAUUAUAUGUCUAUUCACCUUCAUUAACUCUUACGACAUAAAGUUCACGACGAGAUUACAAAACUUAUUCACAUUUACAAUGCUGUCCGCAAUAGUAAUGGUCGUGGGCGGCGGUGUAGUUUGGCUGGCUGAAGGGAACACGCAGAAUUUUUCGCACGGUUGGACAGGUACGACUACGUCUAUAAGCGACUGGUCGAUCGCUUUCUUUUUGGGAAUAUUCUCAUAUUCUGGUUGGAACUAUUUAAACUUCAUGGUAGAAGAGCUAGUCGAUCCGUAUGUGAAUCUGUCUCGCGCGAUAUACAUUUCUCUACCUCUGGUUACUAUUGUAUAUGUGAUGGCAAACAUUUCUUACUUGGCUGUGCUUGGACGAGAUAUGUUAAGUACAGAAGCUAUUGCCGUUGAUUUUGCCUCUAAAAUUGCCGGAUGGCUUAGUUGGAUAAUGCCGACAUUGGUAGCCAUUGCGACUCUUGGAGGUCUCUCCGUGAACAUAAUGACCUCAUCGCGCAUGUGCUUCGCUGGAGCAAGAAAUGGACAUUUACCUGAAAUACUAGCGCAUAUUAAUAUCAAAUGCAUGUCUCCUGUGCCGUCCUUAAUUUUCUUGAUGUUAUUAUCGUUGUUGAUGUUAAUACCUGAGAAUCUGACGUCACUAAUCACGUAUUGCACCGUUACUGAGUCAUUCUUCACGACGCUUUGUUGUUUUGCUGUUAUUUGGCUAAGAUAUAAGAGGCCGAAUUUACACAGACCCAUCAAGGUCCAACUGUGGAUGCCCGUAAUAUUCGUGAUCACCACGGCCUCCCUUCUCAUAAUACCGGUUGUGAGUGAGCCCAUAGCUGUAAUAUCAGGAAGUCUAAUCACAUUACUUGGUCUGCCUGUAUAUUAUACUUUGGUGAAGAAAACUCCUAAAAGAAUCGCAAAUUUAACACCGAAGUUAACGCGUAUCUGUCAACUAUUUUUCCUGGUAGCCGCCGAAGAAGAAGACGAUUAA
Molecule: messenger RNA, 1401 nt
Organism: Bombyx mandarina (wild silkworm)
Lineage: Eukaryota; Metazoa; Arthropoda; Insecta; Lepidoptera; Bombycidae
Product: Y+L amino acid transporter 1
Biological process (GO): amino acid transmembrane transport
Cellular component (GO): membrane
Molecular function (GO): L-amino acid transmembrane transporter activity
Source: RefSeq, a predicted model, not a curated record